Messenger RNA from Cucurbita pepo subsp. pepo (vegetable marrow), 1687 nucleotides. The record is from RefSeq and is a predicted model, not a curated record. NCBI's taxonomy places the organism in Eukaryota, Viridiplantae, Streptophyta, Magnoliopsida, Cucurbitales, Cucurbitaceae.
CUUCCGUUUCUGAAACUAUGGAGAGAGGGCGGGAAGAGAGGGAACGAGAGUCACCGCCAAUAAUGCUUGUGCCAUUCUAAACUAACACGCUCUCCUCUUCUCCAACUCUCUCUAUUUACCGCCCCUUUGUUUUGUCUUCAUUGCCAUCUUUUCUACCUUCCUCUUCCGAGAACAGCAUUCUUCUCUACCCAUAGCAUUUAAUAUUAUUCUAUAAAGAGUAUCGACUGCAUCAGAAACCAACAAGGAAUGUGUUUUGGGCUGAUAUGGGGUCUCCUUCUGCUCAUUGGGUUUUGCAUUUAAUGCUAUUGUUUUGUUAGUAUCACAUGUUGGUUAUCUACACACACAAGUAGGGGGUUAAAUUAACACACUUCAACAAGCCCUGCUCUGCUCUUCAAAUGGAGAGGCUCCAACCACCCGUUAAUCCUUGUUUUUAUGGUGAAUGUUCGGACAGAGUUUCUUCGGAACAAGAAUUCACAAGCUUGGGAUUUGAAGAAUUAGAAGAUAAGAUCCCAUUCCUUCAGAAGCUGCAGAAUGUGGAAUCGCAGUCAUUCAAGCAGCCUAACUUUCAAAACUUGGUGAAGCUGCAGCACUUCAACAAGCCAGGGGAAAAGGGAGUUGGUAAAAUUCAAGAGCUCGUACAGCUCUACUCUUCACCAAUUAACUCAGAAACGAAGGACCAAAAUGAACCUCCAAAUUCCAAGGAAACAAGAAAACGAAAGAGAUGGAAGGCAACAAAGAACAAGGAAGAAGUGGAGAGCCAAAGAAUGACCCAUAUUGCCGUCGAGCGCAACCGGAGACGCCAAAUGAACGACCAUCUCCACGUUAUCAAGUCCCUCAUACCCACCUCCUAUAUACAAAGGGGUGAUCAGGCAUCGAUAAUUGGGGGUGCAAUAGAGUUCGUGAAGGAAUUGGAGCAGCUACUCGAAGUCUUGGAAGCACAGAGGAAAGGAAGGAAAGGAGCGGACAGUGGGUGUAAGGGUGCGCAAUCAGAAGUGGGAAUGGGCUCAAAUGGAAGAAUAGGAGAAGGAGUUUGCGCAGAGAUGAAGUCAGAAGUGGGUGAGAUAGAGGUUACCAUGAUUCAAACCCAUGUAAGCUUGAAGAUAAGAUGCCCCAAAAGGCAAGGCCAAUUGUUGAAAGCCAUUGUUGGUUUGGAAGAUCUUAGGCUCAGUGUUUUGCAUCUCAACAUUACUACCUCACAAGCCACUGCCACCAUGCUUUACUCCUUCAAUCUAAAGAUAGAAGAUGAAUGUAAGCUAGGAUCAGCGGAGCAGAUUGCAGGAGCAGUUCAUCAAAUAUUCAGUUUCAUCAACGAUGGCAGUCAAGUCAAGUCAAUGAGGCGAAGGCAAAUUUCAGGCAGGACAGUGGCAGUCGCUGACUAUGGAAGGAAGGGGGGCCCCCUUUUCCUCCCCCCCUACUUCCCUUCCAAGAAAAAGGAAAGAAAAGAAGAAAGCAAAGAAGGAUGAGAGGUUGAGUUGGGUUUUGUGUGGGCACCUCGAAUGCAGUUGUUGUUGUUGUUGUUUAGUGUAGUGCAGAUGGGUUGGUCAGAAUGGCAGGAAAGAUGAUGUUUACUGCUUAAUACAGGUGUCUGUCGUCUCCCACUUCACGCAAAUUCAGAAAUGUUUUACAAAAUAAAUUAUAUUAAUACAACAGCAACACCUUUUUUUGGUGGUCGGCUUCCUUAAUAAUA